This is a messenger RNA of Penicillium cataractarum, 1578 nucleotides long. RefSeq lists its product as uncharacterized. The transcript is spliced from 6 exons. The record is from RefSeq and is a predicted model, not a curated record. Gene Ontology annotation, biological process: transmembrane transport. Bases 1 to 1578 code for a protein of 525 amino acids. Lineage: Eukaryota; Fungi; Ascomycota; Eurotiomycetes; Eurotiales; Aspergillaceae. Gene Ontology annotation, molecular function: transmembrane transporter activity.
AUGGCCUCCAAGCCUGAUAUCGAUCAUGUCGAGACGGUAGAGGUAGGGUCUGAAACCCCUACCCCAGCAGGGACCGCCCGUCUACUAGAUGAUGGCGAGGUCCGUCUCAUUCCUAUUCCAACCAGAGAUCCCUGUGACCCCUUGAACCUGCCCAUGUGGCACAAAAUAACCAUUCACCUAACAGUGAGCUUUUUUUCUAUGACUGGAAUCCUUCUCGUCAGUGGCAUGGGUGCUGUCCUGCCAUUGAUUGCGGCUUCCUACCCAGACGUCAAAAAUACCGCAGAUCUAAAUGUCUAUCCCACUUUGUUUAUGGGAAUAGGAAAUUUGAUUGCCAUGCCAUUGUCUCUGGCCAUUGGUCGCCGUCCCGUUUAUCUUUUCUCAUCACUUCUACUCGUUAUCGGAAGCAUCUGGUGUGCUUUCGCCCCCGACUUCAACAGCCACCUCGCUGGAAGAGACUUUUUGAGUUUAGGGGCUGGUCAGAGUGAAGGCCUUUGUGUCAUGAUUGUGCAGGAAAUGUUUUAUCUUCACCAAAGAGGACGAGCGUUGGCUUGGUUCUCCGGAAUUACUACCGUGGGAAGCACUGCCCUAAUGAUUGCAUCAACCUUUAUCUGCACGGCAUGGGGUUGGCGAUGGUGGUAUGGUGUCUUUGGCAUUCUGAAUGGGGUGGUCCUGAUUUUUUCUGUUCUUUUUGUCGUGGAGACUAAAUACGAACGGUCUCCCGAAGCUCUUCGUGGCGAGAUUCCAUCUUUUAGUAGAUCCGACGGCCUCAAAGGCAAAGACAACGACUUAACGCGAGUGACUACACGACACCUUCCUACACUCGACGAUGUGAAUUACUCACCACGAAGCUUUAUUAGCGACCUCAAACCUUGGCAAGGCCAUUCGGAAUGGUCAGCGGCUCUUAUUUGCUACAAGCAUAUGGUACAGAUUGCGCUCUUUCCUCACAUCCUCUGGCUCAUCUUGUGUUGUGGUGCGUUCCUUGGUGUUUAUGUUCUCUAUGCCUCAGUAUUCUCAGGUAUCCUCACGUCUGUUCCAUACAACUUUAGCUUUGAGGUGGUUGGGGCAGUCAUGGCCGGCCAAAUUAUCGUCUGCUUUGUCUUUAUUCCGGUAAUCGGGUAUGGGACGGACCAUUUAACCAAAUAUCUGAGCAAACGCAAUGGUGGAAUUGUAGAGGCGGAAUAUCGACUUCUCCCAUUAAUCAUCCCAUGGCUAGUCACUAUCGCCUCAUGCGUGAUUUUUGGGCGUGCGGCUGCCGACCCAUUCCAUUGGCACUGGGCAGCAGUCGUUAUUACGUAUAAUUCGGAGUAUAUUGGCUUCAUGAGUAUUGUGCUCUCUUCGUUUACUUAUGCAAUUGAAGCCCACCCAACCCGUGUGGGCCCCUCGGUUGUCGUGUUAUGUGCCAUGAGAGGGUUUAUCUCUUGGGGCCUUUCCUGGGGUAGUUUACGGUUUGUUCAGAGUCAAGGAUAUGAAGGUGCAUUCAAUAUAUGUGCUAUUGUCCUUGGUAUUCUUGGAGUAGUUGGAAUUCCAAUCUACUUCUUCGGAAAGAAGCUCAGAAUCAUUACACAAAGAUGGACUUAG